GGGGAGGAGAGGCGGCGGCGACGGCGGUGGCGUCCGAGCUACGCCACACGGGGCCGGGGCGCCGGGAGCCGGAGAGCAGCGCGGGGUCGUGGUGGCGGCGGCGGCGGUGAGGGGAGCGCGGCGGAGGAGGCGGAGCCAUGGCGGGCCAGCAGUUCCAGUACGAUGACAGCGGGAACACCUUCUUCUACUUCCUCACCUCCUUCGUGGGGCUCAUCGUGAUCCCCGCCACCUACUACCUCUGGCCGCGAGACCAGAAUGCGGAACAAAUUCGAUUAAAGAAUAUCAGAAAAGUCUAUGGAAGAUGUAUGUGGUAUCGUUUACGGUUAUUAAAACCCCAGCCAAAUAUUAUUCCUACAGUAAAGAAAAUAGUUCUGCUUGCAGGAUGGGCAUUGUUCUUAUUCCUUGCAUACAAAGUUUCCAAAACAGACCGAGAAUAUCAGGAGUACAAUCCUUAUGAAGUAUUAAAUUUGGAUCCUGGAGCAACAGUAGCAGAAAUUAAGAAACAAUAUCGCUUAUUGUCACUUAAAUAUCAUCCAGAUAAAGGAGGUGAUGAAGUUAUGUUCAUGAGGAUAGCAAAAGCUUAUGCAGCUUUAACAGAUGAAGAGUCUCGGAAAAAUUGGGAAGAAUUUGGAAAUCCAGAUGGGCCUCAAGCUACAAGCUUUGGAAUUGCCUUACCAGCUUGGAUAGUUGACCAGAAAAAUUCAAUUCUGGUUUUACUUGUGUAUGGAUUGGCAUUUAUGGUUAUCCUUCCUGUUGUGGUGGGCUCUUGGUGGUAUCGGUCAAUACGAUAUAGUGGAGACCAGAUUCUAAUACGUACAACUCAGAUUUAUACAUACUUUGUUUAUAAAACUCGAAAUAUGGAUAUGAAACGUCUCAUCAUGGUUUUAUCUGGAGCAUCUGAAUUUGAUCCUCAAUAUAAUAAAGAUGCCACAAGCAGGCCAACAGAUAAUAUUUUAAUACCACAGCUAAUCAGAGAAAUUGGGAGCAUAAAUUUAAAGAAGAAUGAGCCUCCACUUACCUGUCCAUAUAGCCUUAAGGCCAGAGUUCUUUUACUGUCUCAUCUUGCUAGAAUGAAAAUUCCUGAGACCCUGGAAGAAGAUCAACAGUUCAUGCUGAAAAAAUGUCCUGCUCUGCUUCAAGAAAUGGUUAAUGUAAUCUGCCAGCUAAUAAUAAUGGCCAGGAGCCGUGAAGAAAGGGAGUUUCGUGCUCCAACUUUGGCAUCCUUAGAAAACUGUAUGAAGCUUUCACAGAUGGCUGUCCAAGGCCUCCAGCAGUUUAAGUCUCCCCUUCUGCAGCUCCCUCAUAUUGAGGAGGACAACCUUAGGAGAGUUUCGAACCAUAAAAAGUACAAAAUUAAAACUAUCCAGGAUUUGGUCAGUUUAAAAGAAUCAGAUCGUCAUAGUCUGCUGCACUUCCUUGAAGAUGACAAAUAUGAAGAGGUCAUGGCAGUCCUUGGGAGUUUUCCAUAUGUGACCAUGGACAUAAAGUCACAGGUAUUGGAUGAUGAAGAUAGCAACAACAUCACAGUAGGAUCCCUAGUUACAGUGUUGGUUAAAUUGACAAGGCAGACAAUGGCUGAAGUAUUUGAAAAGGAGCAGUCCAUCUUUGCUGCUGAGGAACAGCCUGCAGAAGACGGGCAGAUUGAUGCCAACAAGAACAAGGCAAAAGGAGGAUGGCAGCAGAAGAGCAAAGGACCCAAAAAAAUGCCCAAGUCCAAAAAAAAGAAGCCUUUAAAAAAAAAGCCCACAGCUGUACCCUUACCUCAGGCAAAACAACAGAAGCAGAAGCAGGCAAAUGGAGUUGUUGGGAGUGAACUUGCAGUAAAGGAGGAUGAAGACGACAUUUCCGAGAAAGGCAGUGACUCUGAAGAGGAGGAAACCAAUAGAGAGUCCCAGAGUGAAAAAGAUGACGGCAGUGACAGAGACUCAGAUAGAGAGCAAGAUGAAAGACAGAACAAAGAUGAUGAAGCAGAGUGGCAAGAGUUACAACAAAGCAUACAGAGAAAAGAGAGAGCUCUUCUGGAAACCAAGUCCAAGAUAACACAUCCUGUGUAUAGCCUUUACUUCCCUGAGGAAAAACAAGAGUGGUGGUGGCUUUAUAUUGCGGAUAGGAAAGAACAAACAUUAAUAUCCAUGCCAUAUCAUGUAUGUACACUGAAGGAUACAGAGGAGGUAGAACUAAAGUUUCCUGCACCAGGCAAGCCUGGAAAUUAUCAGUAUACAGUGUUUCUGAGAUCAGACUCCUAUAUGGGUUUGGAUCAGAUUAAACCACUGAAGUUGGAAGUUCAUGAAGCCAAGCCUGUGCCAGAAAACCAUCCCCAGUGGGAUACAGCAAUAGAAGGUGACGAAGACCAGGAAGACAGUGAGGGAUUUGAAGAUAGCUUUGAGGAAGAAGAGGAAGAAGAGGAAGGUGAUGACUAAACACUGUAUGCGUGGACCACAGCAUUUGCACAUAUUUGCAAACAUCUGCUGCUUUGUAAAUUACAGUAAAGCAGAAGCAGUGUGAACUGAUGUGGAGGGAAGUGUUGGCAUCUUUACUAGAAAUGGAUACGUAAAAUAGGCGCUUGGUGAUGCCGUGAUACAUCUGAAAGGGGGUUAUUUAAAGCCUUUCAGGUAUGGGGUGGUGCAUUUAUAUCAUCUGAAAAUGAUAAUAAAUCCUUUGUUUUACAACUGUC
Microtus oregoni (creeping vole) is the source of this 2674-nucleotide messenger RNA. RefSeq names its product SEC63 homolog, protein translocation regulator (gene Sec63). Gene Ontology annotation, biological process: SRP-dependent cotranslational protein targeting to membrane; post-translational protein targeting to endoplasmic reticulum membrane. The transcript has 21 exons. Gene Ontology annotation, molecular function: transmembrane protein transporter activity; RNA binding. The record is from RefSeq and is a predicted model, not a curated record. Gene Ontology annotation, cellular component: Sec62/Sec63 complex. NCBI's taxonomy places the organism in Eukaryota, Metazoa, Chordata, Mammalia, Rodentia, Cricetidae. Bases 138 to 2420 code for a protein of 760 amino acids.